CAUUUUGAAGUGCUGGUACCAAUAGUUGUAGAUUGAUAAGAAAGCCACAGGAAAAUGAGAAUGAUUUGCGAUCGGAUGCGGGUUGUGUUCUGUUGAGUUGGAUACUGACACUUGGCACUACGAUACUGUUUAUAGAGAUGAUGGAGUCGUGAGCCCGGUGGAAUGAUCACAUGAACACAGAUACCGUACGAUGGCGUCAAGCUGUGUUGCAGUCAGGAGCAAGAGUGUCAACAGUCAGCAGCAACCAACAAUGGGUGCCAUGCCAUGGUGCAUGGUGCCUGUGCCGACUGAGUCAGUCACCUCUUUGGUUGCUUUCUCCGUCUUGCUGACUUAUCAAAUAUUAUAUAAGGUUUUUUUAAAAUAAAGAUAACUGUUUGAAACCCAUCAAAGCGGAAAGGUCGAGACCCUCACAGGAUAUGACAUGUCACAUCUUCAUCCUUCAUUGUGAUACGAGGUACCUUCGACCAGUAUGCGAAACCCGUGACCACAACUGGGCUUUGAAGUCCACAAGAAAAUAGUUAGCUAGCUAGAAAGCUGUGAAGGUAGCAACGAGCAAAUCGAAUUGGCCGUUUUAGUAUCAUCAUGAAGAAAGUUGCAAUUCUUGUGGCCGACAAUCUGUUGGCAAAGCCAGACGAACCCCUCGCAGGGGACCCGGCCUGUGAUAUCGAAAAGCGAGAGUAUCGCGAAGAACUGGAUAAGUUGGUGUCAGCAUUUGCGCAAGUCGGUGUUCUGCUUGAGCCAGUCCCUUGGCGACAAGCUGCCUCCAAGGCGGCAGAGUAUGAGGCCAUGUUGCCACUCUUGUGCUGGGAUUAUUUCCAAGGAAAUCAUGCAGUGUUCAUGGAGGAAAUGGACAAGGUUUCAAAAGUUGGCAACAAUUGCAAGCUUUUCAAUCCAGUGGAACUGCUUCGAUGGAAUGGGAAAAAGGAUUACCUCGAGGAACUAGAACGUCUGGGCGCUCCAUCCAUCCGAACUGUCAGCCUCCCAAAGGUCACAGAGGAGAGCGUUGCAAAGGCAAUGGAAGAACUCAAAGCGGACAAGGUUGUCAUCAAGCCCAAAGUUGGCGGUUCAUCUUGGCGCCAGGUCUUAUAUUCAAAGGAUGAACCUUUUCCCUCCGAGGAUGAAUUGCCGCCCGAAGACGCACUGGUUCAGCCAUUUUUACCUAGCGUCGUCGUGGAAGGAGAGUAUUCCUUCCUGUACUUUGGUGGUGAGUUUUCUCAUGGCCUUGUGAAGCGCCCCAAGAAAGGUGAUUACCGGGUACAGGGCCUGUUUGGUGGAACCGAAGAAACCUAUGAUCCAACCGAUGCAGAGCUGCAGGAUGCUCAAGCGGUGCUAGACACCCUCACAAUCAAGCCAUUGUAUGCCAGGGUAGACCUAUUGCGUGGUACAGAUGGUGGCCUCAAGCUGAUUGAGUUGGAAAUGGUAGAACCGUAUCUUUACCUUCCCCUCGCUCCUGGCGAAGGGAAGGACAACAGAGGAGCACAGCUGCUCGCGAAAUCCGUUUGCAGGCUGCUCCAGAAUAACGAGCACGUCUCUGUGCAAUAAGUAUGCAAAUAGGGAGGGCAAACUUCCACAACAGCUCGGUAUCUUGUCUACCAGUGCGUACCAGGUCUACCGUGUGGCUAGCUAGAGCACUGGAUGAAGGCUUUGAACGACCUUUCUUCCAAUAGCUCCGAUUGGCGGCACCGGUACCAUACAACACCCAAUUAAUUAGCUGCAUUUACCUCUAACCCUAAACCAAAUUGGAUUCUGACAUUUUUAAGGCUAGAGCUAAAAAUCAGCA
Molecule: messenger RNA, 1780 nt
Organism: Seminavis robusta
Lineage: Eukaryota; Bacillariophyta; Bacillariophyceae; Naviculales; Naviculaceae
Source: the annotation of a GenBank genome assembly